AUGAUGUUGAUAAUAGUUGUCAAACAACAAUUUCAAACAAAUCACCCGACAAUAUUGUCAGAUAUUAAUGAUGCUCCUUACCGCAAUUCAAUGGUUGAUGAAGGUGAUGCUCAAGGGUUGCUGAUAUAUCAUUUGUCAGUCGAUACCGAUGGCAAAAUAAUCUUCGAU
Messenger RNA from Funneliformis caledonium, 168 nucleotides. The record is from the annotation of a GenBank genome assembly. NCBI's taxonomy places the organism in Eukaryota, Fungi, Glomeromycota, Glomeromycetes, Glomerales, Glomeraceae.